AUGACAGAAUUAAUGAAUAAGAUAAUAUGUAACAGCUUAACACAUUAUGUCAAUAAGAACCAAAAAGACUGGGUGUUAUAUUAUAAAUUGGUAGUUUUUGCGUAUAACACCUGCCCAAGCUCAAGACUUAAAAUAAGUCCUUUCUUUCUGCUGCAUGGCAUAGAAGCCAACCAACCUUUAGAUAAUAAGAUCAUACCAGAUAAUGACAAUUGUUAUAGCCUAAUUAAAUCAUUGGAAAAAUUACAAGAAAUCAGAAAAGAAAUACCAAGUAUUAUACAAAAUGAACAACAGAUUCAAAAAUUAAAUUAUGACAGAUCCCAUAAGACUUUCAACAUCCUGCUAGGGCAAAAAGUGCUAAAAGAAGUAGAAUGA
This is a messenger RNA of Macrosiphum euphorbiae (potato aphid), 372 nucleotides long. The record is from the annotation of a GenBank genome assembly. Lineage: Eukaryota; Metazoa; Arthropoda; Insecta; Hemiptera; Aphididae.